This is a messenger RNA of Vespa crabro (European hornet), 3666 nucleotides long. RefSeq names its product regulator of microtubule dynamics protein 1-like. Bases 251 to 1177 code for a protein of 308 amino acids. Gene Ontology annotation, molecular function: microtubule binding. Gene Ontology annotation, cellular component: spindle microtubule; cytoplasm; mitotic spindle pole. Lineage: Eukaryota; Metazoa; Arthropoda; Insecta; Hymenoptera; Vespidae. The record is from RefSeq and is a predicted model, not a curated record. The transcript is spliced from 4 exons.
ACCUAUACUGACGUUCAUCUUUCACUUUCGUUAAAAAAAAUUGUCGGUUAUUUCCAUAACUCUGUUUACACUCGAUCACUCUAAUUUCCAAGUAGGAACAAGUAGUGGUGAUAUAUGCUUUCUUCUUGCACGAUUGUUCAUUCGUGAUCCAUUUCUCUCUCUCUCUCGCCUAGCUUUUAAAAUAUAAUGUAUAUAUAUAUAUAUAUAUAAGUAAGUAAAGAAUAAAUUAUGUGUGUUUGAUAAUUUUUAUAUGAAUUUUAUUUGUUUAUAUUUGACAAUGUUGUCGAAAGUGUUUCGUUUCAUGACCUCGAUCAAAAUAUGUCAAAGGUUCGAUAUGUGCAAAGUUGCUUUAGUAGUACGAACGAAUCAGAAGUGUAACUUCAGUAAUAAACUGACUUAUGUAGUACCCACUAUGAUGGCUCUUUGGACUUUUCAAUCCACAAAAGACAAAGAGAAAGAGAAAGAGAAUAAUAACGAAGCAAAAAAAAUUGCUACGAAAGAAAGCUAUAUUAUAACGGCAGAUGUUUUGUUUGACCAAGGCUUAUACAAGCAAUUAUAUACACAUUUAUCAAAUUACAAGCAUAAUGAGGACGUAGAAAUUCUAUGGCGUUUGAGUAGGGUUUUAUAUAAUUUGUCAAAGACAGCUAACGAAUCGGAAGCAAAAGAAAUGAUUCUAGAAGCUUAUAAUUUUAUACAAACUGCAAUUAAUAUCAAAGAGGAUCAUUAUGCUGUACAAAAAUGGAUGUCAAUAUUACUUGAUAGUAAAAGUGCUAUGGAAGGCAUGAAGUCUAGGAUACAACAGUUAUACAGCAUUAAGAAGCAUAUGCUUAGGGCAAUAGAAUUAAAUCCAAAGGACCCUACUACUUUGUACAUGCUUGGCAGUUGGUGUUAUCAAGUAUCUGAUUUAGCAUGGUAUCAAAGAAAAAUUGCAUCAUUAGUAUUUGAAGAACCUCCGAAUUCAUCCUUUGAAGAGGCAUUAAUAUAUUUUGAAAAGGCAGAAGAAACAAGUCCUAACUUUUAUAGUUAUAAUUUACUUAUGCUUGCAAAAACUUAUUUAAAAUUAGGUAGAAAAGAAGAUGCUCUCAGAUAUUUAAAAUUGACCACAGAAUAUCCGACUACAACCCACGAAGAUGUUCAAGCUAAGAAAGAAGCACAAGAAAUGUUGAAUGCUUUUUAAAGCUUCCUCAAAUAUUUUUCUUAAUGCUCAAGUGCACAAGUAUGCCUUCCUGUUCAGAUUGGAAUUACAAAGAUGGAGGUUGUAUAAAGAUUUCUAUGCACAAUAUCAAAAAUAUUUCUUCAUAGCUCAUAUUUAAUAUUUUAUUAUAUUUAAAGUAUAAAAUACGAGAAAGAAACAUUUACACAUUCAUAUAAAAGAAACACAUAGGUUGGAUUUAUUACAAUGUUGGUUCACAAUAUUGAUAUGUUGCUAUAUAUAUUAUAUAAGUUAGAUUUUUGAUAUGCAUUUACUAUAAUAUUUUUUGUAAAGUCAUGUAUAAAAAAUAGUACAGGAAGUUAUUACAUUUUUAAUAACUUUUUUAAUUUUAAUACUGAAAGAGUAAAUCAUUAGAAAUGUUGAAAAAAAAGAAGUAGUUAAUUUUAUACAUGAAUUUACAUCGUUAUGUAUCUCUUUCUCUCACACACAUACACACACACACACACACACUCUCUCUCUCUCUUUCAUUUUCUCAUGCUUUCUCUCUUUCACUUUAAUUUAUUAUAUAAUUUAUUAUAACUAUUGUGUCUAUUAACUAUUUUCAAUUAAAAUAAUUUAAUUAUAGAUUUUAUUUUAACGAUCUAAAUUUUCUUCUAAAUUAUUGUGAACAUCAGGUGGUUCGUUCACUGGUGGCUCUAUUCUUUCUUCCAUGAGAUUUUCCUCCAAGAAGAUUGGUUCCGGCUGAUCUUCUGGUGGAAUUGCUUCCAAUGGUGGUGGAUUUAUUUGCCCUUCAUUUUCUUCUUCAUUUCUUUCUUCAUUUCUUUCUUCAUAUAGAUUUACAACAUGUUGUGCUGCAAGUUGUAAAUAUCUCAUUUCUCGUCUUCUUCGUUCUAUACGUUCUUGUUCCUUUCGUUGGAAUUCCAUAUGUUGAAAGUAUCGUCUCCGUCGAUACUCCCGUCUUAUGGCAUCCGGUUCCCUUUCUUCUAGUCCGAUUGGUAGAUCAUCUUCGAUAGGUAUUUCAUCAUCAAUUUCAACAUAACUAGGGCCAACGUGAUGAAUCGGAUGUUCAAUCGGUACUGGGAAGUGCACAUGAUGUCUGUUGCAAGUGCAAGAAAUCGCCAUCCAAAUAUAAUUUGAGGGUAGUUGUGGUAGCGUUAAUUGUAAAAUUUCUUCUGGGUAUUCAUCGUCGUUGUUUGGUAGAAGAAAAUAGUUUGCUGCCAUCAUUCCGUUCAUUUUUGAUAAUUGAUGUAUCUGUACAGAAAAAAGUCAUUUUUAUAUUUCAUUAUUUAUUUUAUAUUGGCCAAGAGAUAAAUUUAAUAAUAAUAUUAAUAAUAAUAAUAGAAUAAUUCUGGGUGAGGAGAUGACUCAUUCUCAUACGUUGUAAAUAUAGUCAGAUUUUCAAAUAUUUUUAGUGCUAGAACUGACAACUAUUAAAAGACAAACAAAAAAAGAACUAAUAAACAAUACUGUUUGUUUGUUUUCAAUUAAGAAAUUAGAUAAGUUGUUUUUAAUGUAGAGAUUAAAUACUCGUAAAAGUUUUCGAAUUAGUCUUUAAAUUAUUUAAUAAUCAAAUUGACGAUGCAGUGAAGUUUGACAAGAAUGGAUUAUUAAAAAGAAUUCAAUCGUACUUACACUUUUUCUUCUUUCACAGAAACUAUAUAGUGUACUACUAUCGUAGUGUAUUAGACUGGAGUAUAGUAUUUGACAGAAGAAACCAAAGUUUGAAUCUGACACGAUGCGUCUCAGUUGAAAAUUUGAAAAUAACUGGUAAACUGAAGAAAAAUUUACCCAUUUAUAUAGUAGUUUUUCCCCACCACUGCAAUUCAUAAAUGGUUCUUUUUUCUUUAUUUCGCCUCUUCAGGUAUACCUAUUUGCUGUGCAGGUAUACGUAUUUACGUAUGGUAUAUACCUGAUGUAUCUACUUAGAUUUAUUAGUUUAUUGAAUUUCUUGACGUUUUACAAUCACGGUGAAAGCUUCAAUAAAAUCAUAUAACAAUGUCUGUGUGUCAGAAAUACGCAGAGAAAUUUAGUAAUUGGUAAAUACAUCAACUAUAAAUGUAUGUACACAUAUAGUUUUACACUCAUGCACACGCAGCAACACACAACACACGAGUAUAGUCUAUUUAUAAUAAAAAAUAAAUAAUAAUUUAUGCAACAUAUCUAAGAGUAAGAGAAAAAAAAAAAAGAGAGAGAGAUGUCUAAUUUUCAUUCCUAAUAUAAUAACAUUUUGAAUUGCAACAUUUCUGAGCUCAAUUAUAGUGCAACAAGUUGAUGUGAUAUUGUUCUAAGAUUGAGUUUGAGAAGGUACAACCACAUAAUGCUAGUGAACUAAGUUCUACUUCAUCAGUAAAUCUUUUUGUAAAUUUUCUUAAACUAAUAUUUAGUUAAUGUACCUAUACAUGUAAAUCUCACUUGUAUACUUUUUUUCUGCGAGGAUUUCAAUGAUUAGGCUAUAUCAUGUAUCAGAGAGAUUAGCUGAACGAUAAUAAAAAAUAAUAUCAUCGAUCAGUCGA